AUGGCGAACCAGAACCGUCUCCAAGAUAUGCCAUUUGAUACUCCCUGGUUCAACUCACAGCCCAAAGAUUUCUUCAACUCCCUCAACAAGUCAAAGAACUACAACAUCGUUCUCACAGCCGAAACCGACGACUUCGACGAAGAGACGAUAACGCAAUGGCGGGAAGAGGGGUUUGUGGUGAAGUACGUGCCGUUGGGUAAUGAUGGAGGCCAGAGAUAUGUCCAGAGGGUCAGACUGGCAGGAGACACGUUCGGUGCGGCGGAGUACUAUGCGAUCGUAGCAUUCAGCGACGCAGCCUCCUUGAUCCUGCAAUCACAUCUCAAGCCGAACCAUCCGAAGCUCGUGGCCAUCGUGGCAUACUAUCCUGGCCUGAUACCAAAACCGACUACUAAAUAUCCGCCCGGUGUCAAGGUGCUGGUUCAUCUUGCUGGAACGGAGAUCAAGCUCCAGCAUCAUCCUGAGGUGCUCGGUCUUUCUUCCUCGAAAGCGAAGAUCAUCAAGAAGCGCAUAGAUCCUGGUGCUGGGUAUGGCGAGAGUCUGAACUUUGGUUUCAAGACAUACACGUAUACCGGUUUGGAGAAUGGCUUUGCUGAAAGAGACCUGGACGAAUACGAUCCUGUUGCUGAACAGAUUGCCUUCUCACGCAGUCUAUCAGUUAUCCGGAAAGCUUUCCGAAUCGAUGACACAGAAACGAGGCUCGAGCACAACCGUGAUACCCUCGUUGAUGCUACCGCGCGCGGCGUAUCCGAGAAAACACUGAUCUCCAACGUCAGGCCUUACGCACACGUACUCCACGGACCUACCCUGACCGGCGGAGCAGGAACAGUCGAUCUAAAGAAAUUCUACACCGACUUCUUCCACCCCUUACCACCAAGCUUUCGCUCUCGUCUCAUGUCGCGCACGUUAGGUACAGAUGCCUCGCGCCUCGUGGACGAACUCUAUAUCACAUUCACGCAUACAACGGAGAUACCCUGGAUGCUACCAGGUAUACCAGCGACGCAGAAGAAAGUCGAGAUCGUGUUGAUUUCCAUCGUCAGGAUGGUGGGAGGGAAGUUGGAGAGCGAGCACGUGUAUUGGGAUCAGGCGAGUGUGCUUGUGCAGGUGGGGCUGUUGAGUCCGAAGAUGGUGCCGGAGAAGUGGAAGAAGAAGGGGGUUGUGGAGUUGCCGGUUUGGGGGUGUGAGGGAGCGAGGGCGAUGAAGAGGGCCGGGAGUUCGCAUGUUAAUGAGUUGAUUGAGGGGUGGGAUGAUAACGGGAAGUAG
Messenger RNA from Recurvomyces mirabilis, 1260 nucleotides. RefSeq lists its product as uncharacterized. NCBI's taxonomy places the organism in Eukaryota, Fungi, Ascomycota, Dothideomycetes, Mycosphaerellales, Teratosphaeriaceae. The record is from RefSeq and is a predicted model, not a curated record. The transcript has 3 exons. Gene Ontology annotation, biological process: polyketide metabolic process. Bases 1 to 1260 code for a protein of 419 amino acids.